UGACUGAAAAUGGUUCAAGAUUAGAUAAAAUGUCUUGUUUUCUCAUAUAUAUUUAUAAUUGCUCUUCACCUAAAAAUAUAUUUGUUUUAUCCGAUUACUCGAUUAAUCGAUAGAAUUUUCAGUCGAUUACUCGAUUACUAAAAUAUUCGAUAGCUGCACCCCUAAUUUGAUGUUACCUUUAUAUUUCAAAGAAAAAAUUGUUCACAAUGGCCAAGUUGGGUCCCUUUUUUCAGGACACCUUGGACUUCAUGUCUAAACUGUUGUUUUCUUCACUGACCAAUUACAAUCCACAUUUUGGACCCAAACAGACAAAAAAAUCCCAAAAUAUUUCUUCAAAAUUUGUAAUGUUGAUGUCCCAUUGACAACCAAACAUGCUCGACCAAACGUUUUGAAGCUUGAUAAUAUUUAUUCUACUUGUUAGGAUAAACAUUCAAUAGAAAAAAAUAAGAUUGAAUAGUUUUAUGUUUGACAAUUCAACACAAACAGCAAGUAUGGUCAUAGGCGUUUUUGGCCUUUACACAUACUAUGGUCAAAACGGGUUAUAUACAGUGCAAAAUAGUGAGAAAAAAAAUCAUAUAUAUCAUCUAACACAAAAAGGUUUUGGAAGAUAUCUCUUUGUGAAGUUAGGUAUUAUACCCAUCACCUUAUCUAAAGUAUUUACGUACAUGCAACCAAGCUUCUUGAACACUCAUCUUUAUAAAAUUUGAAAAGAUUAUAGUGAAGAAAAAAUAUAUAACAUUGAAAAAAAGUUUUUUCAAAAAUAUUGACAAGUAGUUCAGUUCAAUUCAAAACUUUUUGGCAUACAACCCAAUAAAGUUUUUUUUUUUCUUUUUUUUGCGAACUCAAUAACUCAAUAAAGCUUCUGCAUGAACCGGUCACGGAGGUGUGUCACACACAACGUCACACAGCCUACUCUUUCGCCGUUUGCGCACUGCUGUCAGCCUGUCACUUCUACUCGCCGAGACGCCGACUCAUUCCAGGAAAACAACGACAAAUACGGCUCAUCGUCUUCCUUGAGUUAAUGAAAUAAUGCAUUAGCUUGCGCUAAAUUUAGGUUUAGAUUCAUUCUGCACGUUUCAGAGUCGCUUGCUCAAACUGGCCGUUGCUUGCUUCAGCAUGCAUGCCUCCUUUUCCUUAGUUGGCGCCUCGCUCGGAAAUUUAUUAAAAAUGUCCACAUUCUGUUCGCCCUUCUUGACAUCACAACGGCUCUUGGGGUGCUUUCGGUUUUGAAAAAGGACAAGAAAUGAUGGAAAUAUGGAGAUAGAUACAUGGUCCAUGCAGCGUUUUAAUGCAUAUUUAUGAGUGCAAUAAAACUAUAAAACUCAAAUGACAUUAUCUCCCGUUUUUCUUGGUCGAUUGACUUCAAAUAAAAACUGGUGUGGACAUCAACUUCCGUACUUUCAAAGGAGACCAACCAGCAGCACGUGGGUGACGUAAUUACAGCGUGACGAAGCUUCAAAGACGACAUGCGUAAACACGUCGCUGCCGACACGUUGGGUGUUAAAGGGUUCAUUUUUAUUUUACGCAUUGAUUCAGAUUUUCAAAUGAUAUAACAGUCCGCAUGGGCGAAUUUAUCGUCAUUUAUCGUUACUGAGGUAAAUCUGCUCAAUUUACCGUGAUACUUACUUUAGGCCAUAUUGCCCAGCCCUUGUCUGACUUUUUUUUGUGUGUGUAUGUGUUGAGUUUUGAAUUUAGCCGAGUCAACAGCAGACGCGUGACGUUGAAUCGCGUCGCGCUUUGCUAAUUGGGAGCGUAGACGCCAAUUGUUUUACUCCUGCGUCACAUUGGGUCCUAUUGUAUACGCUUGUAUUCUUGUUUUUGCCAGCGUGAAUUUGUCAAGCGUCGCCAGGGAAUUGCUCUAAUAGUGCCGUGCCCACUCCGUUAGGAAGCCAACUUUGAUUUCCAGAUUCUACGUCUAAUCGAGUUGACUCCCUGUUGAGUUUGGGGCAUUUCCGGGUCAAUAACUGUUGGUCUUGGGUCACUUCUCGUUCGUUUUAGGGAACGUCUGCGUCACUCCCUGUACAUUUUGAAUCAUUUUCCAUUCAUUUAAAACAAAAAAAAAACAUAUAUAUUAUUUACUGGUUCUCUCUCUUUUAUUAAAAAAAAAUGAAGAAAAGAAAGAAAAAUAGCUUAUUAAGAGGCGGGAAAAAAGAUUUGAACAGCGUUGAGUUCAACAUUGUGCUUGAUUGAUUAUCAAAUUAGAUGACAUUUCAUUUGCUGAUUGAUCCAUUAACCCCGAAUGAACGACAAAAUGAACAGCACGUGACCCAAAAUGUCCAGCUACUCUAAAAUAAAUAAGAAAGUGACUGAAAAUGAACAAAUAAGUGACUCAAAAUGAAAAUAAAGGUAAGAAAAAUUUAUUGGAAUGCCCCAAAAUGAACAUCAAGUCACCGGUAAAUACUCUUAAAUCAACAGGAAUUUACCCUAAAUGUUGAGGAAAUGUCCGGGAAUGCCCCAAAAUUUACACGAAGUGACCUGAAAGUACUCUAAAAUGAACAACAAAGUGACUCAAAAUGAACAGAAAGUGACUGAAAACCAACACGAAUGCCCCAAAAUGGGUAGGAAGCAAAAAAUGAACUGGAAGUGACCUGGAAAUGCCCUAAAAUCAACAGGAAAUGACCCAAAAUGUAGAGGAAAUGACCCGGAAUACCCCAAAAUGUUAAAGGAUCGACCCCUAAAUACUCUAAAAUGAACAAAUAAGUGACUCAUAUUUGACAGAAAGUUAAGAAAAAUGAAUUGAAAUGUCCCAAAAUGAACAUCGUCACCUGGAAAUGCUCUACAAUCAACAGGAAAUUGCCUAAAUCAAGAGGAAAUGACCGGGAAUGGCUCAAACUUUACAGGAGGUGACCUGUAAGUACUCUAAAAUGAACAAUGAAGUGACUGAAAAUGGACAGAAAGUUGCACAAAAUCAGGAAUAUCCCAAAAUAAACAGGAAGUGACAUGGAAAUGCCCAAAAAUCAACAAGAAAUGAUCCAAAAUGUCCAGGAAAAGACCCGGAAUGCCGGAAUGUAAAAGAAUUGACCCAUAAAUACUCUAAAAUGAACAAAUAUGUGACUCAAUAUGAACAGCAAGUUAAGAAAAAUAAAAUGUAAUGCCCCAAAAUGAACAUCAAGUCUACUGGAAAAGCUCUAAAAUCAACGGGAAAUUAUCCAAAAUCUAGAGGAAAUGACCGGGAAUGUCGCAUAAUGGGCAGGAAGUGACAGAUGAACAGGAAGUGAACUGGAAAUGCCCUAAAAUCAACAGGAAAUGGUCCAAAACUUAGAGGAAAUGACCCGAAAUGCCCCAAAAUGUAAAAGAAUUGACCCAUUAAUACUCUAAAAUGAACAAAUAAGUGACUCAAAAUUAACAGAAAGUUAAGAAAAAUUAAUUGGAAUGUCCCAAAGAGAACAUCAAGUCACCUGGAAAUGCUCUACAAUCAACAAGAAAUUACCUAAAUCGAGAGGAAAUAACCAGGAAUGCCCCAAAAUUUACAGGGGGUGACCUGUAAAUACUCAAAAAUGAACAAGGAAGUGACUCCAAAUGAACAGGAAGUGACCUGGGAAUUCCUUAAAAUCAUCAAGAAAUGAUCUGAAAUGUACAGGAAAUGACCCGAAAUGCCGAAAAUGUACAGGUUGUGACCCAAAAUCAACAGGAUGUGACCUUGAAAUGCCCCAAAAUCAACAAGGAGUGACAAAUGAAUAGGAAGUAACCUGGAAAGGCCCUGAAAUCAACAGGAAAUGAUGCAAAAUGUACAGGAAAUGACCGGGAAUUAUUCAAAUUUACAGUGACCUGUACAGUGGGAUGAAAAAGUAUCUGAACCUUUUGGAAUUUCUGCAUAAAAUCACCAUCAAAUGUGGUUUGAUCUUUGUCAAAAUCACACAGAUGAAAAAACAGUCUGCUUUAACUUAAACCACCCAAAUAUUUAUAGGUUUUCAUAUUUUAAUGAGGAUAGUAGGCAGGCCAUUUGGCAGCAAUAACUUCAACCAAGCGCUUCCUGUAGCUGCAGAUCAGUCUGGCACAUCGAUCAAGACUAAUCUUGUCCCAUUCUUCUCUACUGGAUUUUGACUUGGCCACUCGAGAACGUGUAUUUUGUCCUUCCGAAACCAUUCUGAAGUUGAUUUACUUCUGUGUUUUGGAUCAUUGUCUUGUUACAGCAUCCAUCCUCUUUUUAGCUUCAACUGUCUGACAGACAGCCUCAGGUUUUCCUGCAGAACAUCCUAAAAAACGUAUGAAUUCAUUCUUCCAUACAUGAUUUCAAGUUGUCCAGGCCCUGAAGCAGCAAAACAGCCCCAAAUCAUGAGGCUCCCUCCACCAUGCUUCACGGUGGGGAUGAUAUGUUGAUGUUGGUGAGCUGUUCCAUUUUUCCUCCACACAUGACGUUGUGUGUUGCUCCCAAACAAUUGAACUAUGGUUUCAUCAGUCUACAAAAUAGUUUGCCAAAACAUCUGUGGAAUUUCCAAGUGCAUUUUUGUCAACAUUAAAUAAGCAACAAUGUUUUUUUAGACAGCAGUGGCUUCCUCUUUGGAGUUCUCCCAUGAACACCAUUUUUUGCCAUAGUUUUACAUAUAGUUGAGAUAUUGGACUGUGCCAGUGAUUUCUGUAAGUCUUUAGCAGACAGUCUAGGGUUCUUUUUUAAUCUCUCUGAGUAUUCUGCGCUGAACUCUUGGCGUCAUCUUUGGUGGACAGACACUCCUCGGGAGAGAAGCAACAGUGCCAAACUCUCUCCAUUUGUAGACAACUUUUCUGACUGUCGAUUGAUGAACAUCCAGACUUUUAGAGAUGGUUUUACAUCCUUUCCCAGCUUUAUACAAAUUAACUAUCCUUCAUCGCAGGUCUUCAGAAGGUUUAUAAUAUUUAGCCGUUUUUGUGGGAAUGUGUGUCUGAACCAUUUGUUAGGAGCAUUGUAAAAAAAAAAAAUGUACAUAGAUCCUCAUUUAAAAAAAAAAAGUACCAUUUGAGGCUCAGCUCAGGUAUUUUAAUUUUUCAUGUUCCUUAUCCGAUUACUCGAUUAUUCGAACUAACUAGUCCAUCGAUUAAUCGACUACUAAAAUAUUCGAUAGCUGCAGCCCUAGUUCACUUACCUAUUUCCCCCCUUAUGACAUUGUUUGCAUACUUUUCUCACUAAAAUAUGAAAACCUAUAAAUGUUUGGGUGGUUUUAGCUAAAGCAGACAUUGUUUUUCCAUCUGUGUGAGUUUGACAAAGAUCCGAUCACAUUUGAUGGUGAUUUUAUGCAGAAAUAUGAGAAAUUCCAAAAUGUUCAGAUACUUUUUCAUACCAUUGUAACAUAAAACAGAACAGUACACUUCUGGUUACCAGUCCCAAGUGACCAUGAUUCAUUCGGACAAUGCUGGACAAAUGGCAUGCUUUCAAAAAAAAUGCGGAAUUUUGGCAUUUGGGCAGAAGUUAAAUGGCUACAGUAUCAUUUACUGAAAGCUCAACAAAUACAGUAGAUGGCAAUAUUUAGUCACAAUAUACAAAGUCACGAGUCUUUCUAUCCGUGGAUCCCUCUCACAGAAAGAAUGUUAAUAAUGUAAAUGCCAUCUUGAGGAUUUAUUGUCAUAAUAAACAAAUACAGUACUUAUGUACUGUAUGUUGAAGGUAUAUAUUCGUCCGAGUUUUAUUCAUUUUUUUCUUAAUGAAUUGCCAAAAUGUAUAUGAUCGGGAAAAAUGAUCGGGAAUGCUUGGAAUUGAAUCGGGAGCCAAAAAAAAGCAAUUGGGAAAUAUCGAGAUCGGCAGAUACUCAAACUAAAACGAUCGGGAUCGGAUCGGGUGCAAAAAAACAUGAUCGGAACAACCCUACCUGAAAUGAUCCAAAAUGUACAAAAAAUGACCCGAAAUGGCACAAAAUAUGCAGGAAGUGACCUGAAAUUAACAGGACGGAACCCAAGAGUACCCCAAAAUGAACAAGGAAGUGACUGAAAAUGAACACGUCGCUUGCCAUUUACAAAAUUAGCCGUCCGUUUCAUGUAAACUGGAAUCAUCUUUUAGCGCCACUGACGGCGCAAGACGUCCAAUCCAUUGUGAUAUUCGUUCAUCCGCUGCUCCAAAUGGGGUCCAAAGGGAUUGGACGCUUAGCACCGUCAAUGGCGGGCAAAUGAGUUGAGUAAAGUGGCCCACCACAAGCCCUGUUCUCGGGGCUUGUUGAGUGUAAACAUGAUGCCGCGGGGGGUGCAGUUAGACAGCAGACGAGGGAGGGGAAGACGCAUUCCUGCGGCUUUGACCGUGGAGGGGCGAGGUCUUUCUAAAGGCUCCUCCCUCCUACCCUCCCACAAGGGAGAAAAGGCAGUCAGUUUGCGCUGGUGGAUUAUGAAUGGAGCUUUAGAGGCAAGCAAGCCACUUAAUGACGAAUGAUAGAUUUGAACAAGAGCUGAAGAUCCAGACUGGUGUUAAGUUCCACCGCGGAUGAGCGACAUGUCGGAGAUGUGGCGUCGACCCUGCAGGUAGGGGUGUGACAAGAUAUCAGAACGCCGCUGAAUGAUGGGAAAUGCUGAGAGCCAGCACGGAGAUGUGGCCUUCCCGGGGACGGAGCGCGGCUAUUUGUCACGGAAGCGCACGUCGCGUUCUCUCCGCAUCCCAGACAGGCGACCGCGGCUCACCUCGUCGGGGAAGACGGAGCACAGGAACUCGGAGACCAGCACGCGCUCCAGCAGUACUCCCAGCAUCCCGCGCUCCCUGGCCGAAAAUGCCACGGAGCCCUUCGACGAGGGCGACGUCCCGCCCCGUUUCGGUAGCCCCGUUUGGGUGGACCGCGUGGCCAUGAACCUGCGGCCGGCAUCCUUCGGCCGCGACCCGGAAGAGAUCGGCGGCUCGGGCAAGAAACGCUCCAAGUCGGCGGAUACGUGGCGAGACGACAGUCCGGAUUUCUCUCUGUCGGACGUGAGUCGAGACCACGCGACCAGCGCGGAGGAGAUGGCAAGCCCUGGCGCCGAACGCGACUCUGAAGACGAGGGCCCGCCGCGCUCCGCCGCCGCGGACUCCUUAGACCGGGUCUACGGUCGCGAAGGCAAAGGGGUCGGCGGAGACGAGAAGAUGUUCUCCGAGGAGGACUGUAACGCGUACGGCGCCUUCACGCUGCCGUGCAGACGCUCGCAUUGCCUCUCGGAAGGACCGCGGGCCAUCACGGGGGCCGGCUUGCGGGGCAGGAGGGCGCAGACCAUCCAGGACGUCACGGCCGGCGAGGGCGGCGAGUACGAGGACGGCUACGAUGUGACGGCGGAGGCCGAGUCCCGCCGCUACAAGACCGCGUCGGCCUCCUCGGCGGCGGGCACGAGCGACAGCGGGAGCGGCGGCGGGUGCCAGGGCGUCUACGAGAACUUCCGGCAAGAGCUGGAGAUGAGCUCCUGCCGGACGGAGAGCCAGGAGGAGGCGCUGAGCGACGAGAGUCAGAGCGCCGUCAGCUCCGCCUACCGCUCGGACCCGCCGCCGGGCGCGCGGGGCACGGUGCGCAAAGCGGGUCGGCUCGCCGUCAAGAACUUUCUGGUGCACAAGAAGAACAAGAAGGUGGAGUCGGCCGCUAGACGCAAGUGGAAGAGCUACUGGGUGUCUCUCAAAGGCUGCACCCUUUUCUUCUACGAGACGGACGGGCGCUCUGGAAUCGACAACAGCAGCGUCCCCAAGCACGCCGUCUGGGCCGAGAACAGCAUCGUGCAAGCCGUACCCGAGCAUCCCAAAAAAGACUUUGUCUUCUGCCUUAGCAACUCGCUCGGGGAUGCAUUCUUAUUCCAGACGAGCAGCCAGACAGAGUUGGAGAACUGGAUCACGGCCCUCCACUCGGCAUGCGCCGCCGCCGUCGCCCGGCAUCACCGGCGCGAGGACACGCUACGCCUGUUGCGCGCCGAAAUCAAGAAGCUGGAACAGAAGAUCGACAUGGACGAGAAGAUGAAGAAGAUGGGCGACAUGCAGCUGUCCGCCGUCACAGAUACCAAGAAGAGAAAAACCAUUCUUGAUCAGAUCUUCUUGUGGGAGCAGAACCUGGAGCAGUUCCACAUGGACCUUUUCCGAUUCCGCUGUUACCUGGCCAGCCUGCAGGGCGGCGAGCUGCCCAACCCCAAGCGCCUGCUGGCCUUUGCCUCGCGACCCACCAAGCUGGCCAUGGGACGCCUGGGGAUCUUCUCUGUUUCGUCUUUCCACGCGCUGGUGGCGGCCCGCACGGACAGCGGCGUGAGGCGGCGAGCGCACGCUACGUCGCGCUCGUACAGCAAGCGCAAAAGCCGCUUCUCUUCGCUGUGGGGUCUGGAUACCACGUCUAAAAAGAAGAGCAGAGCCCACCCCAGCAUCAACCAGGUUUUUGCGGACGGAGAAGAGCUUAUUAAAAAGAGCGACGAUGGAAUUCCCACCGAGUCGGCGAAGGAGGGACAAUCGAAUGAAGAUGAGAGCAGGAAGGCCGCCCCGCCGGCCGGGGCGGAGGGUGAGGCGUGGCCGCCAGAGCACGUCACCCCAUCCUGGGUUUGUUUGCCCGACGACCAGCCGGUGCUGACCGUCGUCCGACCCGGAGAGUCGGCGCUCUGCGUGCUUGAAACCAUAUGCAAGGCUCAUCAACUGGACCCCACCAAGCACUACCUUCGACUCAAGUUCCUGAUUGACAAUGUAGUGCAGUUCUACAUCCCCAAACCCGAGGAGGACGUGUGCGACCUGCUUUACAAAGAAGUGGAACUCUGCCCCAAAAUCACAAAAGUUGUCCAGUUUGACCGCGACGAGUCGUGCAUGAUCGGCUACGGUUUCUCCAUCUCGGUGGUGGAGGAGGACCGAGUGCAGCAGCUUUACAUCACGGACGUGCGGGCGGGCGGCCUCGCCUUCGCUAAAGGUCUGAAUGCGGGCGACGAAAUCCUGGAGCUGAAUGGCAAAGAGGCCCAGAGUCUGGACUUUUCCGACAUGAAGGCGGCGUUCUCGCUAUCGUCGCUGGCGCUGAGGGUCAGCACGCUUCCCCCUCUGGAGCGCCGCCAGCUCUGCUUUCUACCGCCGCGACGCUCCCACACCCAGGACAACCUUUACACUGACAUCUUCUCCCAGAGCCAGGAGGAGAUCCUGGACGACGGCGUGGGGCUCCUGCUGGAAAGUUCCGGGGACAGCUUGGACGACGACUCCGAGAUCUUUGACCGAUGCGUGAAGAAUACGGAGCAAGUGGCGGCCUUUUGCCGCAGCCUCCACGACAUGAACCCGGCGGACUGCGCGUCGUCGUCUUCGCCCAGCCCCGAUUCGCCGUUCCCGCCCGCGCUCCGCCAGCUUUCGGACGCCGACAAGCUGCGCAAGGUCAUCGGCGAGCUGGUGGAGACUGAACGCACCUACGUCAAAGACCUGAACUGCCUCAUCGGACGAUAUUUAAGCCCGCUGCAGAAAGAGAGCUUUCUCACUCAGGAUGAGUUGGAUGUUCUCUUUGGAAAUCUUCCAGAAAUGGUGGAAUUCCAGGUAGAGUUCCUGAAGACUCUGGAGGACGGGACCCGGCUGGUUCCGGAUCUGGACAAGCUGGAGAGAGUGGAGCAGUUCAAAAAAAUCCUUUUCUCCCUGGGAGGCUCCUUCCUCUACUACGCCGAUCGCUUUAAGAUCUACAGCGCCUUCUGCGCCAGCCACACCAAAGUCCCCAAGGUCCUCGUGAAAGCCAAAAGCGACCCCGACUUCAAGGCUUUUUUGGACGAGCGCAACCCUAAGCAGCAGCAUUCGUCCACGCUGGAGUCGUAUCUCAUCAAACCUAUCCAGAGGGUCCUCAAGUACCCUCUGCUGCUCAGGGAGCUCUACUCGCUCACCGACCCGGACAGCGAAGAGCACUACCACCUGGAUGUCGCCAUGAAGGCCAUGAACAAAGUGGCUAGCCACAUUAACGAGAUGCAGAAAAUCCACGAAGAGUUCGGCGCCGUCUUCGACCAGCUCAUAACCGAGCAGAGCGGCGACAAGAAGGAGGUUGCUGACUUGUCUAUGGGCGAUCUGCUACUCCACACCAGCGUGUCUUGGAUUAACCCGCCUGCCUCUUUAGGAAAAUGGAAAAAAGAGCCCCAGAUGGCCACUUUUGUCUUCAAAACAGCAGUCGUUUUCGUCUGCAAGGAUGGAUCCAAACAGAAGAAGAAAAUGGGCGGCUCCCACCGAGCAUCGACGUCUUCCGAAGAAAAAGACCCCUUCCGAUAUCGUCACAUGAUUCCGACCGACUCCCUGCAAGUCAGACCGUUGGCCAACGCCAACGCGGACGGCGAAGGGACGUCCGUGUGCGAGAUCGUCCACACAAAGUCGGAAUCGGAAGGCCGGCCGGAGAGAGCUUUCCAGCUGUGUUGUAGUUCCCCAGAAAGCAGAAAAGACUUUGUCAAGACGGUUCACUCCAUCCUUCGCGAGAAGCACCGGCGCCAGCUGCUGAAGACGGAGAGCCUUCCGCUCAGCCAGCAGUACGUGCCCUUCGGAGGCAAGCGUCUUUGCGCGCUCAAGGGCGCUCGGCCCGUCAUCAACCGAGCAGCCUCCGCACCGACCAGAACUCUGGGUCGUCGGAAGCUAGUCCGCAACCGCUUCACCAUCGACACGGACGUGGUCCCGGACGGCGAGCCCGACCCGGCGUCCCCCUCGGACCCGGCGUCCCCCUUGGACCCGGAGCGUCUGCGCUCGUCGGGCGACACGGACCGCUGGGUGGAAGAACAGUUUGACCUCAAAGAGUACGAAGACCCCGAGGAGGCCAAGGAGACAGAUAUCCUGAGCGACGAAGACGACGGGCUCCGCCUCGGGACGUCGCUCGCCGCCUUGUCUCUGGACGGCGAGGGGGCGGAGUCCGGGGACGCGACUACCGUGUGGGUGCGGCGAGAAUCCUCGCCAGACUGAAAAAGUUAGGUGCGAACUACUUAUGGUACAAUCACGGAAUCUUAACUCUUUCGGCGUCGUUGACGAUAUUAGGCGUCCAAUUGCGUGGCGUCCAAUCACCCGUCUGCCGUGAACCGAAAUGACUUUGUUGGUAGCUUAUCUUUAGUUGACGUCCGAUCCAUUUGAAGUGAGAGUGUGCCACGUUCAUUCACUGUCAACCCUUCCACUUUAAAUGGAUUGGACAUCUAGUGACAUCCAUAGCACCUAGUGAUGCUUUGACAUUGGUUGAGAAAAAAGCUAGUAAUGACUUCAUGCAUCGGCCAUCUUGGUAUGGGCGACGAAACAUCUUUUCAUGCUUCUGCCAUCAAUUGAAAUGAGUUUCUUACUACAGUCCCUGACAAAAGUCUUGUCGCUUAUCCAUUUUGUAGAAACAAUUGCUAAUAACCUGACUUUUAAUGAUUCAAUUGGUUUCAGAAAUGGCUCAUGUGAAAGCUAAGACCCUCCCAA
Corythoichthys intestinalis (scribbled pipefish) is the source of this 11257-nucleotide messenger RNA. It is a transcript of the gene tiam1b, whose product is annotated as TIAM Rac1 associated GEF 1b. Gene Ontology annotation, molecular function: guanyl-nucleotide exchange factor activity; protein binding. Lineage: Eukaryota; Metazoa; Chordata; Actinopteri; Syngnathiformes; Syngnathidae. Gene Ontology annotation, biological process: small GTPase-mediated signal transduction; positive regulation of axonogenesis; activation of GTPase activity. Bases 6455 to 10771 code for a protein of 1438 amino acids. Gene Ontology annotation, cellular component: cytosol; synapse; plasma membrane. The record is from RefSeq and is a predicted model, not a curated record. The transcript has 27 exons.